Messenger RNA from Diorhabda sublineata, 4785 nucleotides. RefSeq names its product ribosome production factor 2 homolog (gene Non3). Gene Ontology annotation, biological process: ribosomal large subunit assembly; maturation of LSU-rRNA from tricistronic rRNA transcript (SSU-rRNA, 5.8S rRNA, LSU-rRNA). The record is from RefSeq and is a predicted model, not a curated record. The transcript has 3 exons. Lineage: Eukaryota; Metazoa; Arthropoda; Insecta; Coleoptera; Chrysomelidae. Gene Ontology annotation, cellular component: nucleolus. Bases 161 to 1114 code for a protein of 317 amino acids. Gene Ontology annotation, molecular function: rRNA binding.
AACCUUGAAUUGACAGUUCUUUGAAUCUUAUUCUCUUCUUUCUUGUUUUACACAUAAAGGUUAUAUAUGUUUCUAUUUUAGCGUUAGGUAUUUUUACUUGUCAACACGUGUUUUGAGAUACACAACAAAUUAGUGAUUUUUAAUUAGAAAUACAGUAGAAAUGUCUGUUAUACAACGUGUGGUUAAACCAACUACACGGAAAGGCAAGAAAGUGUUGUUAAAGAAAGAACCGCAACUUAUCGAAGGACCUAAAAGAGCUCUAUUUUUCCAAGGAAGGAAGUGCUCAGAGAAAAUACAAAGUUUACUAAAGGAUCUAUACGACUUUAAGAAACCGGAUGCUGUUAAAUUGAAUAGAAAAAAUGAUAUCAACAUAUUUGAGAAUUCAAAACCCGUUGAAGAUCUCUGUAAAAAAUAUGAGACACCGCUAUUUAUGUUGGGAUCAAGGAGUAAAAAAAGGCCAGAUAACUUAGUAGUAGGGAGAAUGUUUAAUUAUAAUUUAUUAGAUAUGAUUGAGUUAUAUGUAGAGUCUUAUGAAGGUUUAAAAGAAUUUGCUGCAUCUAAAAUCACUGUUGGUACUAAACCAUGUCUACUCUUCAAUGGUGCCUUGUGGGAGCAAAUGGAUGAAUUGAAGCAAUUGAAAUCAUUGUUUAUAGACUUUUUUCACAGAGAAUGUGUAGAAAAUAUCAGGCUACAAGGUAUAGAGCAUAGUAUAAGUUUCAAUGCUACGCCUGAUGGAAAAAUACUGUUAAGAUCUUACAAAAUUUUGCUAAAAAAGUCUGGUGAGAGAAUACCACGGGUGGAACUGGAAGAAAUUGGACCCAGAAUUGAUUUCUCUCUAAGACGAUCAAAAUUACCUGAUGAAGAUUUGAUGAAAGAAGCCUGCCGCAAACCCAAAGAGCUUAAAGUCACUAAAAAGAAAAAUAUCAGUACUGACAAUUUGGGUAACAAACAAGGUCGUAUACAUCUUGGUAAACAAGAAAUCAAAAACAUACAAACUAGGAAAAUGAAAGGUUUAAAGAAGACUGCAGCUGAAAGGAAAGCAGAAAAAGCAAAGAUACUUAGAGCUGUAAACUCACAAGAACAUCCAGUUGUAAAUGGUCAUAAUGAGAGAUAGUAUCUAAAAGUAAUGUUUAUUUUUAUGGGUCCUUUUCCAUUUUUAAAGUGAAUUCUACACUCCAUGAGGGUAUGAAUAAUACAAGUUAUUCCAGUUUGUACUUUACUCUUGCUAAAAUUUAUUAUUAUUAUGAAUAAAUUAUGAAAUGUAAAUAUAUUGUAUAAAGGUAGCACUCAAAAUGGAAUAAACUACUCUUAAUUCUUCAACUGUUUGAUAGUAAUACAUAAAAAGAGUAACUCUCGAAGUGGAAUCAUUUCAUUGUUUUGAUUAACUGCAUAAUUAAAUUUUGUCAUUCCAUCAAUUACAGUUUAAAAUUUCUACAAGAACAAAACCAAAAACUUAUUAAAAAUUCGCGCAGGCGCUACAUAGAAACACAUCAAAGCAAAAAAAUAUUUCAUAAUUUUUAUAUUCUUAAAGGAAUGAAGUGAGUCAAUUUCCUCUAGACUAUAAAUUUUUACUUUAUUACCCCGAAAUUAAAUUGUAGUAGUAAAAAUACAUUUUUUAUUGUCAAAGCAAUACUUAUAGGUGUAUAAUGUAUUGUUGUGUUUAUGCAUAUUACAUUAUUACCAUUUUUACAUCUGGUAAAGCUGCUAUUAGUUUUUUUUGACAGUCACUCAUAUUAUUAGAGUACAAUUAACUAAAUUUUUUCUAUAGUACUCGAAAUAAUUUAUACAUCACACGACUAAAGUGUUUUAAUCCUCCACAAAUUAUUGUCCUCCUGAUGGGAUUUUUUGUCUCAAUUAAAUGUAUCACUUUAGUCCCUAGGUGUACAAUGUAAAAUUUUUAACUAAAAACUUCACUUUUGGAUUAAUAUAUGUAGAUUGAUUUUUGCAUUAAGUAUACAAUGAUAUUCUAUGUGUUUCUAUCAAUAUAAAUUUUUUUAAAUUUUCUUUCCAACUGUGACCUUUGUCGUAAUUAAAAAAAAAUUGUAAUUGUAUAUAAUUGAAUUAUUUCAUUGUAAAUUUAUUUUUAGUUAUGUUGGGAUUUUACUUUAUUUUUGAAAAGACAUGUUUAAAUAUCUUAUUACAUUAAUUAGUCUCUUCUAUGAUGAAACCUCACUACAGGUGACAUAAACCUGUUGGAAGGAAGUUAAUUUGGUCAUAGCUUUUACAUUAAAGCUUAUCAGUUUCAGUUCGGGAUUUGGAGAAUGCCCUAUAGCAGUUGUUAAAUUCUACUACUGUAUGUUGACAGUACACUGCAAGUGAAGUAAUCCUGCUAUUAACUGCGAACAUAAGGUUCUAAUUAGGUCUAAGCUUUCGACAUAGUUUCUGUUACAGCUUAGCAGCUUCAGUUUGUGAUAAAAGCUUGAAUUGUAGAGGUGGUCAUAUCACACUAUAGAAGAUGGAAUUGCACUGAAAACAUACUGCUAGUGACAUAAUUCAAUUUGUGAUAAAAGUUUGCUUUGUAGUGGUGGUUGCAUCACACUACAGAAGCAAUUGCACUGAAACCAUACUGCAAGUAACAUAAUGCUGUUAUUAAUCGCAUUAAUUAAAUGGAAGUAACGGUGUACUGGUGGUUAUAUUAAACUACAAAAAAUGCAAUUAUGUUGAAACUACACUACAAGUGAUUUAUUAAUUGCAAAUGGAAAUAACUUUGGUUUGACAGAGCUGCCAUAAUUUUAUUGAAAAAUUUGUACACCCCCAUGCGGACACUUCUGUUAAAAAUUUUAUUAGAAGAAUUAGAUUUGAUUUUGUCAUUCUAACCUAAUUUAUUUUGAUCCAAAAGUUUUUUCAAUGAGGCUAACAGCCUUAGAAUAUGAAGCUCUUAUGUCAUUUUCCAAGUAUAUCUUAAAUUUUUGUGAUUGCCAAGGUCUCAGAGACCAUUUGACAAAGUACAAAAACUAACUAAAAGUUACAAAUAAUUCCAGUAGGAAUUCAAAUUUAGAUAAAUAAAUAACGGAUGCUAAGUAAUAUCAAUAUAUUCAAACUUUUUAUAAAUGUUUUUCUGAAUCGUCUUGAUUUUAGGUCUCUUCUGUUUUUUUUAUAAUUUUUAAAAGAUAAAAUUUGACUUUUCGGCUACUUUCAGUUUUUCAGUUGUAAAUGUACAGAAAAACAACAACAACAACUCGCUAUAUUAUAUAGUAUGUAUAAAAUAUGUAUAUAGAAAAAAAUAUGUUGAAACCUUAACCAAUUGCAGAUUUGCUUUCUCUAUACAUUAGACAUUUUAUUUUUUUUAUUACCUAUACCUAAGAAGAAUAAAGCAUUUUUAUUCAUUAUCAUUUUCUUUAUUUAUCAUACAUAAUUAUAUUAAACAGAAUUAAACAAAUUUCUAGGAAAUUGAAUGAACUUUUGGUGAAAACGGAAAAUUUAUUAUUAUAUAUCAUACCAUAUAUAUUAUAAACCGAAAUGAGGAUUCCCUAAAUGGCAGUCUUUCAUUAUAAAAGCACAAACUAUAACAAUCCUAAUUACUGACGGUAAAUUUUCUCAGAAAAGGCAAAAAACUCGUCCGAAAAUUUUCUUUAAUCAUUAUAUACAAUUUUUAAAUGUUUAUUAAAAUUUAAUGUAUUUUGAGUGUAAAAUUUCAAUAAAUAAUUAAAAAUAAAAAUUUCGGAUGAGACUUUUUUCGUUGUUUUUCUGCUUUUUCUGAAAAAACCAUGAUAGUAGUAAUAUUUUUUCAUACCAACAUAAAGUAGAGAUGUCAACGAAUAAAAACCUCACAGACUUAUUAAAAAAAGAUGAUAUUUUGACGGUUGAAUUUUCGUUUGAAAAUGUAUGUGCUUUUUCAUUAUUAAGUUAAAAUAACAUUGAAAAUAGAUAAAUUCCAAUGAAAUUUGAGACAUGAAAAGGUAGAUUUUCACCAAAUUUCGUGAAAAAUAUUUUAUUUAUAUAUGUAAUAUUUUUUUCAAAAGAUCAAAUUGUUUUUUUUUGAAUUUUUCACAUAGAUUUUGAGAUUAUGUGAAAAAAGUGUGAAUACAAGGAUUGUAGAUUUUUUUAACCCAUAACUUUGCCAUUUAACUAGAUAUAAAUCGUUUUUUACCCUUAAAAACUCCUUUUUCAAUGGAUUUCACCUUAUUAUUCUUUUCUUUCAUUUCCAAAACUAUCGACCCUGGUCUAUUUGGAAUUAUGUGAAAUUUAAUUCGUCAAGAAUAAUUUGAAAACCUUUUUACUAUCGGCUCACAUUAAUGUUCAUGACAGAAGAUUUUGAUAGAACUCAAUUUUAUAAAGAAAUGUUGAAUAAUAAUAUCCAAUCCUAUUCUAAUAUUUUCUCUGCUUUAUGUGUCAUGAUAAUCAUUACUAAUGAGAAAAUUAAUAUUUCGAUUUUUGGAAACUGUAUCAUUGAAAUUUUUUUAAUUGAAGAUAAUUAGAAUGUCGAUAAUCAUAACGUGUUCCCGGAAUAAUUUUUUUAUGAAAACGAUAUUUUUCCGUUCAAAAUGACCACACAGGAAAAUAUUUCCUUCGAUAUUCAAAUUGUUACCCAAACAGAAUAUUUUUCCUGUUAUCCCAAAUAUUUUUGUAGUUCCAAACAGCCUACUUUUCGAGAGUUAACCUCAAAUACUUGUAUAAGUUAAUUUUAUUGCUAGUAAAUUAUUCAUUAUGGAUGUAAAAUUCACUAUCUAACUGGAAUGAUCAUCUGUGCAAAUAUUUUAUAAUUAUUCUGAAAUAGAGGUAGGCUAAGUUUGUAAAUAGUUUAUUUACUAAUACUGGUUAAAUAAAAAAUUUUUCAAAACACAA